AUGACAGUUCGGAAACGCUUCAUUAAUCCUUUUACACAUAAGGCGUCUACUAAAGAACAGUCAACAAGUAGUGAGCAGGAUGUGGAAGCUCCGGUCAAUUCUCAAAUUCCUUUGGAGAAAUCACACGAGACCAAUCAGUCUCUUGCGGAAGAUGAAAUAGUUGAUGAAAAGACCCAGACUGGUACCCAGAAAGCCCAAGCAAGCACACAAGCUUGGACCAAGAAAACCCUGGUAGCAGCGGUUUGGAUCGUCAACUUCCUAGAGUACUUUAGUUCUGGUCUGCUCAGCACACUGUCACCAUAUAUUUACAGUGACUUCGAGCUGCAUUCCCUCACCGGCAUCACUUCUGUCAUUCCUUCGAUAGUCGCCGUAAUGGUCAAGUUCCCCUAUGCCAAGAUCAUGGAUAUCUGGGGACGACCUCAGGCCUUCGGGAUCGGCGUGGGAUUUUUGACUCUCGGACUGAUCACGAUGGCCGCCUGUAAGAAUGUACAGACUUACUGUGCUGCUCAGGUAUUCUAUCAAACCGGUUUCAGCAUGAUAGAUUUCUCUAUGACUAUCUUUAUCGCUGAUACCACUGCUUUGAAGAACCGUGCAUUUUGGAUUGCAUAUGCCGCUUCCCCAUAUCUGAUCACCCCUUGGAUCUAUGGAUAUGCCGCUGGUCGAAUACUCGCUCCAGAUGGUAUUGGGUAUCGAUGGGGUUUCGGUGUUUUUGCCAUAAUCAUGCCCAUAAUCAGUGUCCCACUUUGGGCUCUGUGGUACCAUACUCAAAAGAAGGCCGAAAAGUUGAGCCCGGCAGAAAAGAAGAGCAGUGGACGGUCUCUUUGGCAAUCAAUAUUCUAUUACUGUGUUGAGUUUGAUGUCAUUGGUCUGCUCAUAAUCUCCACUGGUUUCUCGCUUUUUCUCCUGUCCUUCAGUUUGUACUCCUAUCAACCCGGGGAAUGGCGCUCGCCUAUGAUCAUCUGCUUCGUUAUCAUUGGAUUUAUUUUUAUCAUCGCAUUCACCUUGUGGGAGAAAUACUUUGCCCCCGUGAAGUUCAUGCCAUGGGAGCUUAUUCAGAACCAAAUAGUCUUCUUUACCUUCUCAAUGGUCGUGUCUCUGUACUUUGCCUGGUACAUCUGGGAUGAUUAUUUCCAGUCCGUCCUUCAAGUCAUGUUCAACCAAACUGUCACGCAGGCAACUUAUAUUGCCAACAUCUACACCAUAGGCUCUACCUUCUGGUGUCUUGUAUUUGGAGCCCUUCUUCGUUACAACGGUCGUCUAAAGCUGUGGGCUUUCUGCUUCGGCGUCCCUCUGACCAUUCUGGGUGUUGGGCUCAUGAUUAAGUUCCGUCAGCCAGAUAGUAACAUCGGUUUUAUUGUGAUGUGUCAGAUCUUUGUUGCAUUUGGUGGUGGCACGGUUGUCACCUGUGAACAGAUGACGGUGAUAGCAGUAUCCGCUCAGAGAAACAUUCCUGCUAUUCUAGCGAUCGAAGGUGUGGUUUCUAGUAUUGGCAGUGCCCUUGGUGGCACCGUUGCUGUUGCUAUGUGGACUGGCAUAUUUCCAGUCAGAUUGGAAGAGCGUCUGCCAGCCUCUGCUCAGUCUGAUUUCUCCAGUAUUUAUGGCUCCUUGGUGGUUCAAAAGUCCUACCCAAGAGGCUCGGACGUUCGUAAUGCUAUCGAUCAUGCGUAUGGUGACACUCAACGCCUUAUGCUUAUCACCGCUACCUGCCUUUAUCUCAUUACGUGGACGUCUUGUUUCCUCUGGAAGGAUAUCAAUUUGAAGAAGAUGAACCAGCAAGUACAUGGGGUUCAUAUGUGA
This is a messenger RNA of Penicillium malachiteum, 1797 nucleotides long. RefSeq names its product Major facilitator superfamily domain general substrate transporter. The transcript has 2 exons. The record is from RefSeq and is a predicted model, not a curated record. Gene Ontology annotation, biological process: transmembrane transport. The coding region runs from base 1 to 1797 and encodes 598 amino acids. Gene Ontology annotation, molecular function: transmembrane transporter activity. NCBI's taxonomy places the organism in Eukaryota, Fungi, Ascomycota, Eurotiomycetes, Eurotiales, Aspergillaceae.